AUGACAUUGUGUCAUGUUUGUGUUGAACAUCGAAACACUCUGUACAAAGCUUUCUCCGUUGUUUGCUUCCUCCAGAGCAGAUCAAAAGGAACUUUUUGCGUUGUCAUUGUUGCCAAUAUGGCGUAAAUCCAAAGCAUUGGAAAAAGUUAAUGGCCUUAUGAAGACUGUAGGAGUGUGCUCCUGUGAAGUAACAUUGUCUCUAUAACAAAAUUAUAGUGGAAAGAUGAUCGAAUUCUCAAAAAGCAAUGUCAAAUAUACUUAUGUCCAUGAUCAGAAAUAUUCCUCCGAAGUUGUUGACAUACACCAUAUAAUUUUGAGGAGGAGUAAUGCAAAAUAUUUUUUUAUGUAUACCACAACGCUUCUUGUAUUAGCAUGUGCCUUGUAUUUGUAUGUUUAUAAGGAAAAAACAAUUAGUCUCGUGUAUUGUAGCUUUCUUUUUGACAUAUUUCUUGUGAAGUCAUUACUUGGGAAGCCAAUUAAGAAAGAAUCUGUUGUGAUUAUGCCGGCUUUUGGAGUACAGCUUGAGACUCAUUAUGUGAGUGGAAACGUCAUCCGAUUCUUCGUUCCCAUUGACAAGAUUCUGAAACCUGUUCUAAUAGAAUGUGUGACUCCAGUGACUUGUUAUUGGACUCUUUCAUUGAUUAUUCGUGGGGAAUCAGAAAUGAUGUUAGUUUUUAAGAACUUACGCCCUCCAGUGAAAAUAUUGGUCCCUGUCUGGAAGGCCCUGUGUGCUGCAACUGGUAGUAAAGAAGAGACUUGUGCUCAUGCAGUAUGAAUAAUUGACUGCAAUGGUUUUCAUGUUAUACCCCAUCAGUUUAGGCUGUGUUUGAAUGAGUGUUCUGUCUAUUUUGAAUUUUCUGCUGAAAUUUUGGUAAUGAUUUACUGUACUUUCAAAAUAUAUUGAUUUUGAUAUUUUGAAUAUAUCAAAAUUAAUAUAAUUUUGAAAACAUGUAAUAGAAGGAUUACAUACAAAAAUCUACUGACUCUAUUCUGUCAUAUUGUAGGAGAGAAGAUUAGGUUCAACCUUGAUUAAUCCUUUCAGUGUAUUUUCUCUUUCAAAACCAAUAAAGAAACAAUAGUCUAUACAUCAAAA
This is a messenger RNA of Vigna unguiculata (cowpea), 1093 nucleotides long. RefSeq names its product phosphatidylinositolglycan-like protein. Gene Ontology annotation, biological process: GPI anchor biosynthetic process. Lineage: Eukaryota; Viridiplantae; Streptophyta; Magnoliopsida; Fabales; Fabaceae. The record is from RefSeq and is a predicted model, not a curated record. Gene Ontology annotation, cellular component: glycosylphosphatidylinositol-N-acetylglucosaminyltransferase (GPI-GnT) complex.